Messenger RNA from Opisthorchis viverrini, 1527 nucleotides. RefSeq lists its product as hypothetical. The transcript is spliced from 2 exons. The record is from RefSeq and is a predicted model, not a curated record. NCBI's taxonomy places the organism in Eukaryota, Metazoa, Platyhelminthes, Trematoda, Opisthorchiida, Opisthorchiidae. The coding region runs from base 104 to 1441 and encodes 445 amino acids.
GUUGUGGAAACCGUUGAACCUAGCUUUCGUUACGAUGACUCAUUUUUUACAAUUUUAUCUGUUAUGGUUUUCCAGAUUCUCUCCUUUCAUCGAUUUUAGCUAAAUGUCUUAUCUACCAUGCUACCCUUUGUCCGAGUUGCAUCAGGCGCGCAACGCAUUUGUUAUGCACUGGUACAAUGCGAUCCAUCGAGACCCGUGGGUCCGAGUCAUCCACGACUGGCAUUAUCGAUUUCCACCGUCUAUUCGAGUGUUGAAUUGCGCUGAGUAUCCAUUCGCAUCUGAAGAUGAUGUCUAUCGAAUGCCGUCUCUUCCGAAAUGUGGACCGAACGAUCCAAGCGCAUCCAAACCACACUCCGUCCUCCACCAAAAUGCCAGAUUUUAUCAGGAUUGUAAAACUCUCACAGAAUCAGUUUUGUCGGAUCCCAUGCGUCAGACAGUCACUGGGAAAUCAUCAGUUGGACCACCCAUCUAUAUAUGUGAUAUCUGUUCUUUCGAAAGUGAGAAACGGCCAGACGCCGAGAAGCAUCUAAAGGAGGCAGCUCACUCUUCAUGCAGUCACUAUGCCUCUGCAACCAAUCAGCACGCUGGCUCGACUGAGUCAGACGAGCAAUUCACCAUAGUUUUAUGUCAGGCGCGUGUGAUAUAUAAUGCAUCCGUUCCGGGUUUGGCUUGGUUUUCUGAGCACACAGCUAUCGUGUGUCCUUCUUGCUCGGCGAUUUUCCCGGACAAGCUAAUGUGCGCUUAUCACCAUCAGUCGCAGCAUCCUGGUCACAAUGCCAAAUUCUCCUACGGUUCUGUCCUCAAGUUUUGCAACUUCGAUGUGAGCCUUCCCCCGACCUGUACCAACUGCAAACAAAGGUUCCCAGAUCUUAACACCUUUGCAAAACAUUGGACCACCAGUAGCAGUACAUGCCCUUCCCCGUUUUCGCUCAUCGGUUCGGAUGAUGCUAGCACCCGUCCUGAUCAAAUUGUCCAAGUCUACUGUCACUCUUGCCGGGCCUACUUCGAUCGACUGACGUCCACGGCUGAUGGUGCAGCGCAUGUGAUACCUACGGGCACGAAACGCAAAAGGCACGCAGCCCUCUACGAUGGUCCAGGCCAAAAUAAUUCCGACUCAUCCCAUUCACUAGAUCCUUCUGGUUUAUCGGGGUUCGCACGUUUCUGUAUGAAUCACGCGUCACUUCACCUAACUGAUUGGGGUGGCCAAAGCGAUGUUUGUAAAUUGUCCAUUCGCUUUGUCGAAGCUGACAAAAACAACGCUCAGACACUUCCGGCCUACUUGAGCGAUUCGGACCAAGAUCUACUGUUGUUCUGUAUUCAUGAGUGCAAACGCAUGUUAACCUACUUGGACCAUUUGCGUACCGGCCAUCGGAGUCUUCAUCGGCGUGCAAAAGAUGAGCUAAAACGGCUACUCUCACUUGCUGAGACCUAUUCGACGUAAAUUUUCUCGGAAACACACGUCCAUGUAAAUAUUUUGUCAUACUUGAAUUUCUUACACUGUUAUUAUGAAUAAUCGCUGAAAUGCGC